This is a messenger RNA of Cavenderia fasciculata, 633 nucleotides long. Its product is annotated as DNA-binding HORMA domain-containing protein. The record is from RefSeq and is a predicted model, not a curated record. Bases 1 to 633 code for a protein of 210 amino acids. Gene Ontology annotation, biological process: mitotic spindle assembly checkpoint signaling. NCBI's taxonomy places the organism in Eukaryota, Evosea, Eumycetozoa, Acytosteliales, Cavenderiaceae. The transcript has 5 exons. Gene Ontology annotation, cellular component: kinetochore; nucleoplasm; cytoplasm.
AUGCAAUCUGCUAUUGCAACAAAGAAUAACAUUACAUUGAAAGGAUCUACAGAGAUUGUAACAGAGUUCUUUUGUAUAGGAAUCUAUCCACCUGAAUCAUUUACAAGAGUAGCUAAAUAUGGAUUAUCUAUUCUUGUCACUGCCGACAAGGGAUUGAAAGAGUAUUUGGAUAAUGUUUUGAAACAACUCUCUGAUUGGUUGUUGACUGGAAACGUUCAAAAGUUGGUGUUGGUUAUCACCGACGUAGUCACUAAAGAGACUUUGGAACGUUGGGUAUUUGAUGUCCAAACUGAUAUUCCAAAGGAAGGAGAAACACCAAGACAAAAACCAGAAAAAGAAAUAAUGAAUGAAAUCCAAGCUAUCAUUAGACAAAUCACAGCAAGUAUUACCUUUUUACCAUUACUUCCAAACGCAUGCACAUUUGAUCUAUUGGUCUACACAAACAAGGAUAUCGCAGUACCACAGAAAUGGGAGGAAAGUGAUCCACAAUAUAUUACCAAUAGUCAACAUGUUAGACUUCGUUCAUUCACAACUACUAUUCAUAAAGUUGAUACAAUGGUUGCUUAUAAAAUGGAUGCAAUUGUAGUCUCUGCUCUACUUGCAUCUCAUCAAAUCAUUGAGAGAGCUCUUUAA